GUCAUUUUUCUCUCUCUUUAUGACUUCUUUAGACAUUUUUGAUCUUUUGAAUUAAAUAUAGGACAUAAAAAGAGUUAUUUUAGAUGCAUCCGUUAGAAAUCGAAAAUGAAAGAAGCAAAAUACGACAUUACUUCGUCAGCAAAAACGAGUUGAUCUGCAAUUUUCUUUGACAGAAGAGUCUAAACUCACUUACAAAUCCUGUAAACAAUGCUUUGCAUAACUCUACAGAGAAAUCCAACGAACCUAUAAGUAACCAAGGAAUGAAUAAACCACAAGCUUUCAGAAAUAACAAAAAAUUAACACUGAUGGUCAUAAUAGAAGCAAAUUAAAGUAUAAUAUUACCUGCAACUAUGCCAACCACAAAUACGCCRUCAAGCCCUCCAGUACUCCAUGGGCCGUGCUUGGCUGCCAAGGAGCUUUUGGAUGCUCUAACAAAGGCUCAAGCUAAUGGGAUGUCAGAAAGUAAACUGCUAGUAGAAAUGAGUGGCUCGCAUAAUGUUCACUGUUCAGAGAAGCUCUUCAUUCCAUACAUCAGUAAAAAUAAACUUGUGUCAUGGGUCUUUACUGUAACAUCAAGCUCUCUCAUUGGGCCAUGGUGCCAGCUAAAACAUGUCUUCAUGUUGGACCCAUUUCUACCAGAAUUCUCUAUCACAAAUAUCUCCUCAACUGACAAACCAAUACUCACGCUGCCUGCAAACUCUCAGGAAUGGUUAAACAACUUCAAAGAACCAGCUUCAGAGUAUAAGGUUACAGUACAGUUUGUUUCUAGUAGCUAUGGUAACUUCUAUCAGCACCUUGUCUUUGAUUUUGGAUCUAAUCCAAAGAUUGUUCGUAACCUUGGGGUGAUGGUUGCUCCUGAGCAGAGUCUGGUGAAACAGCUGACGUUUAAAAUUGCUUGUGAGGAGGAGAAUGAAUUGGCCUGGCUAAGCAAGUAUCCACUGGUUAUGUAUGAUGGGAAGGUAGAUGAUGGAAUGAGCAAAUCUUCUUAUUCCCUCCCCUCUAACAUGAAAAAUGCUCUGGAGUACGGCUCAUUUGAUCACAUGGAUGACAUAUUGUCACCGGUAAACUAUUGUCACAGGUUACAUACUCUGCUGUAUAUAGAAGAAUAUGAACGGCGAAAGCAAAUGACAAAGUUGAACCUACAUACAGAUGACAUACUUGAGUGCACCCAGCCAUCGAUAGAGUAUGUCAACCAGAUUAAUGUCAUCCUGCCAAUAAACCCAGAUAUCCUUGAAAACGCCAAUCAUUUGAUCAAUCGAAGUUCAUUUGCUCUUAUUAAAGUCAUCCCACCUGGGAAGCGAAAGACUGCUAAAAUCUUUGAAGUCACUGUGGAGGCUUUGAAGAAAGAUUCUGUAGUCUUUCUGAUUAGCGAAGCGUUAGAACUUGUGAUAAAGCAAGCCAAGUCUCCUCUCCCUGCAGACGUCUGUUUUCGGUUCGUGGACACCUACAAGUUCAUGCAUAAAGCCAUAGACAACAUAGAUCUCCUUUGCGUCUUUCCAUCGGAUCGUUCUGGCCUCUCUCUUGAAUGGGAAGUCGAAGCACACGCUUUCCUAAAUAAACCCCAGGCCACUGCCCUCAGUCACAUUUUGGACCCUCGCCCCAAGCCUCCACUUCUAAUCUUCGGUCCAUUUGGGACGGGAAAGACUAGAACUAUCGCGGAAGCUGUCAAAGAACUGUGUCGCUUACACUCAGGAAACCCUGAAGAGAAUCUUCGUAUUUUGAUUUGUACUCACUCUAAUAGCGCCGCUGACCAUUAUAUCGUGGACUACCUUCAUCCCUUUAUAACUUCAAAGAAAUCUGGAAGCUUCUUAUGCAAGCCGCUCAGAAUAUGCUGGGAAAACCGUUUUAUAAACUCUGUCAGCUUGACUGCCCUAAAAUACUGCUUGAUUGAUAAGAAGACGGGUAAAUUUGCUGUUCCAGAUAAGCAAUGCCUGGAUAGAUACAGGGUGGUCGUCACGACGCUUGUGACCGCUGAUGUCCUGGUUGGGCUCGGGUUGCCUUCUGGGUAUUUUAGUCACGUGUUUAUAGACGAGGCUGCACAGGCCAUGGAGGCGGAGAGUAUUAUUCCGUUGUGUUUGGCACAACCUUCCACGAGGAUAGUACUGGCGGGAGAUCAUCUACAGCUUGGCGCUAUCGUAUCCUCCCGCGUAGCUCGACGCCUAGCCCUCGACCGCUCUCUUCUUGUCCGCCUCUACGACUUCUACUCAGAAACAUCAAACUGUAGACUACUUCUUCUAGAAAACUACCGCGCCUACAAAGACAUUGUAGACAUUCCUUCGAAGCUGUUCUACGAGGGUACGUUAGUGGCUCACAAGACUAGACCACCGUCCUCUCAAUACCCAGUUCACUUCCAUGGCGUCCUCGGGAAGGAAGCAAGGGCUCCUGAUAUCGGUUCGUACUUCAAUAUGGCCGAAGCUGCGGAGAUCUGCGAGAGGGUUGAAGAACUCGUUGAUAGAUGGACUGCUGAGAGUGAUGAAAAUAUUGCUCUGGAGAAUAUUUGUGUUUUAGCACCGUACACUGCUCAGGUUCGAGAGAUUCGUCAGUUGUUGCGAAAGAAGAAGCUUGGACAAGUUCGAGUGGAUGGCGUGAAUAAUGUUCAAGGGUUAGAGUUUGAUGCACUUUUCAUAAGUACUGUUCAUACCUCAUACUCGAUGUCCGUGGAGGCGCUAGAGCGUGAUGAACUGGGCUUCCUGUCUGAUCCACGGCUUCUGAACACCGCUGUUACUCGAGCGAAGUAUCAUUUGGCAUUUGUUGGUGACCCUAGUGCUCUGUGUGGGGCUGGUGAAUGUAAGGCUUGCUGGAAGACAAUAUUAAGCAAGUGCAAUGAGAACGGUACAUUCCAUUAUCGUCUGUCGUUCGAGAAGGUCAUUGAAUACACCAAAUUCAGCUCUCAUACUUCACAGCCCACUUUAGACGAUCCGAGCAAUAACGCGAACUCUAAAGCACUGCCUCGUUUGGCUCAUGGAACACAAGCUCCGUCCAAAGGUACUGCCGUCACCAGCGAGAGGCCCACAUCGUCACCUAAUAUAUCCACCACAGCUGGCACGUGGAAUGGCGGGGUCAAUGGUAAUGUGUCAAUGCCUCAUCCAUUUCUAUCGCGUUUUCAGUUCAUGCCUCACAGACCCACAACAUCUGUGCCUACUUCCGGUGUAGGUAUUGGAGUCCCUACGAACAUGAUGUACGGUGCCCCACCACGACCCCCGGGUAACGUUAUGUACCCGCCAGGUCAAAUACCGGUGUAUCCAGGAACACCUACCGGGUAUAUGCGAGGAGUGGUCAUGCCGCCUAUGUACCCACCUACAAUGCUUCCUCGUUCGAGCUUCCCGUUUUCUGCGCUUACUCCUCCAGUUUCCUUGGUAACUGUUUCUAAACCAGGUCAAGUUCAAGGUCACGGUCAGCCAACUAGCCAAAUGUUCCAUCCAAGACAGUUGAAUUUUAAUGGUCAGUUUACUGCCCCAUAUGGUGACAGAAAUCCAGGCCAAGGUCAAGCUCACGGUCAAGGUCAGCCUGCAGGUCACAUGUUCAAUCCAAGUUCACAACAAAUGGCUUAUCAGUACACGGCGGCUCUAAAUGGAUCACCACUUUCUGGCCUGAAUUUAAUGCAGCUAAAUUACCUCAACCCUAAUGCAAGUCCAUUCCCAUAUCCUGGACAAGCUCAAACUCAACGAGAAAGUCCUGUUCUUAGCCAAUGCAGCAGCUCAUCAUCAGAUCUAUUCACUGGAGUAUCCCAGGCACAAAGUACUCCUACUCCACCGCCUCAUACUCCUAGUCCUAUUCCUCAAGCAGUCAGCUCUCCAUCCCCAACUUCAUUGAGUCCAACGGUGCUCCCAGCACCACCACCAGCGAAUCAAACGCCAACAGAAAACCCUGGAGUACGAAGUUAUGCUCAAGUUGCAAGGCAAGCUUCUGCAAAGGACGAACAAAAUCUUGACGCCUCAUAUUCGGGGUCUCCUCUUUCCCAGGUUGUCCAGAAUUUAACAUACAACGUAACCUUCAGGCAACAGAUUCUUUUGGAGGAAGAAAAAUGGCUGCUUGAGAUUUCUGCUGAUCCUACUACUGCAAAGGCUAUAGCUGAUAAUAUCCAGAAGCAGCAUCAAUUACUAGAAGAGGAGCGAAGGAAUGUCCUACGACGUCUGUCUUUAAAUGAGGCACUCGCGAGGCAUCUCAACGUCGACUGCUCUGCAGCUUCAAAUGCUGGCAAAAUGUGUAAAAGACCCUUUAAACUCGGAAAUGAAAUGCAGGAACAAGAUGAAGAGGAACUUGGAAACCUAGAAUCGUUAUCUAUAACAGAUGAUGCAAGGUAUGAGGAAUUCCAUGACUCGGACACUGAAGAAUGGUUUCAGUCGCGUCGCGAUGAUCCUUUAGUCAAGGAGUAUAUCAAAGCGUUCGAGUCACUUGUACAGGCUUUUUCGCCCGACACAGACGAUGAAGACUAUUUCCAUAGCAACGACGAGGAAGAGUUUCCAAGUGACGUAGUUCCAUUUGCAACGCGCGGCCAACCGCCAAACUGGACAUUGGAGCCAAGUAACGACGUCUCCUAUAUCGGGAAUGUAAUUCACCAAGAAUACUUAGAUGAGCGGACUGUUCAUUCCAUGCUUUUGAGUGAUGAGCUUCUUCUUUGUACCCUGGAGAUUAGCAGUUCCAUUGGUGGCUCUUGGGGUUAUGCYAAGGUCCUAGACCAAGAUAUCAAGGCAAUGCUCUUGGGAAUUCCCAAAGAGAGGGCUGGAACACGAUGUAAGGACGAUAACUGUUCAGAUAUCAUUAUCUCAAAUCGAUCAGAUAUGAACCGGGCACUCAAUGGUGACAUCGUCGCAGUGGAAGUAAUCCACCGAACGUCUCAGCAAAUUCGCGGCAGAGUCGUAUUCCUUUACAGAGAAGUUCAUUCUAGAGAAUACGUCUGCUUUGUGGACCUUCAAGAUUCAAAUAUCAUGAUCCCAAUCGACAAGACCAACCCGAAAGUCUUUGUGCUUCAGAGCAAAGAUCAUCGUGGAGAAAUCGGAGUUGCUGUAUUUUCCAUCAAAGAUGGCGAAACUCAUUGCCAAGCAUUCGAGACUGAGACAAGUGGGAAACUCUUUCUUGUUCGUUUGCUGGAAUGGGGAUCAAACUAUCGCUUUCCUCUGGGGAUUGUCAGGAAAUGUUUCCGAGAACCUUAUGAUCUUAACUCUGCUGUUCCUGUCUUUGCUGCAGAAUAUGGCAUACGGCUUAGCCAACCUAGUGAUGCCCUUAGCGAAGUAAGGAACGCCUACCACGACUCCUGGGAAAUACCCAUUGCUGAAUUACAAUGGCGUAAUCAUCGCUACUGCAAUGUCUUCACUCUUGACUGCAGCUCCUCGCUUGGUAUCGAGCUAGAUGACGCUAUAAGUAUUAAAAGGGAAAGCAAUAGUAUGUUCGAAGUUGGUGUCCAUGUAUCAGACGUGAGCUACUUCGUGCCCAAAGGUUCUUGCAUUGAUCAGGCUGCAUAUCUCCAAGGUUUGUCAGUCUACCCAGACCAGGAGCAUGGCCCUUCAAUUAAUAUGCUUCCAAGGCGUUUAAGUCAAGGUCUCUGUAGCUUGGUGCCAGGAGAAGAAAGGCUUGCAGUGUCUGUUGUUUUCAAGCUUGACAAUGAAGGGAGAAUGGUCGGACAACCAGACAUUCAUCGUAGUGUCGUGGUGUCUUGUUGUAAUCUUUCCUUUGAGGAAUGUGAUGCUAUCCUUGCUGGCGAUUCAAGACAAAAGCUGCCGGGAAACAUCGAACGAGAUGUCGCUCUUCUCAGCAAGUUGACCAGAAACAUCGCAGCGAGGCAAGCAAGGCAAGGGUGCAUAGCUGGGAUAGUGAAUUCUGUUCGUAAAAAUGGCUCAAAAUCUUCCCAAAUGGUAGAACAGCUGAUGAUAAUGACUAACUCUGCUGUAGCACAGAGGAUGUUGUUGUCAGAAAGAACAAGGCAUUUGGCGCCAUUAAGAAGACAGCUGCCGCCAAAGGUUCAUUUAUUAGAAUCUCUUAAUCAAUGGUGCAGAGACAAUGGGGUCCUCCAAAGUGGAUCUCUAUCGCUAAGAAGACUCCAGGACAAUGCUAGGCCACAGGACGAGGCAUUCAAAGACAUGAAGAUCGAGUUGUCCUGCCUGGGGCACAUUUCCACUGCUAUCAACGCAGAUAACCUUACUCAACUAACUGAAGCUCUUCUCAAGUGUGAUGAAGACCCUCUUAUCUCAGAAGCUCAUUCCCGCCUCUGUCUCAUCCAGGAACGAAGCCAGUACAUCGUGUCAUCCAGCUCCAACGCCGUCGUACUGAAGCAUUUCACACUUGGGUUAGAAUGUUACACCCACUUCAGUUCUCCGCUAAGAAGGUACUUUGACUUGGUGGUUCAUCGUUGUCUUCUGGCGUUGAUCUACGACGGGGAAUUACCCUACAGUGAAGCUGAACUCCAAAAGAUUUGUUUUGAUUGCCAGGUAACUUCAAGUCGAGCGAAUGUCUUCGAGAAAAACUGUUCGUCGACAGCUUUGGCGAACUCGCUUCGUUUUUCUCCAAAAUGGCGGACAGCAAAGAUUGAACGUGUUUCUCCUGAUCGCAUCACAAGUAUCUGUAAGAUAUCUGACAGCAGUAAGCCGUUGAAUAUAUGUACUAAAGUGCAAGAAUUGAGACCAGUGAAAACUGAAUUUGCUACAGCAGAUAAAGAGCUGCGUCUGACGUGGGAAAGUCGAGAAACCUUCACAAGUAGUUCACAACAAAACCCCAAGUCUCCAUCUCAACCCAAGAGCGACACUUUCUACGCUAGAAUCCCGUCUACGAGCUGGGUUUCCUUCGUUUCAGAAGUCGCGCGCUCCAACCUGAAAAAAGUCAUCAAGGAAUGGAAAAAAAUCAACUCGAGUUCUUUAGUCGUGGAUCACACCCCGUCAGUGACAGGUUCAGUCAGCGAUACGGAACUUACCCGACCAACAAGCGAAGCGCAACAGGGUUGUACUAGUCGAUUCCGUGCAAACAACCGCCUCCAGGUUCUGUUUGGAAGCGAGAAAAGACGGGGUUUGCUUCAACCUGAUGUUCAGGGUGUCCACGUGACGGGAGCUGGGUUCUCUUGCACGAGGCACCAGAGAAGUCCAGAUAGUUGUUUUUGCGCUCCUCUGACGUUCCMAACUCUACCUUACUAUUUGGAUGAGCAGCAUUAUCAGGGGGUGAUGGUGCCACUGCUGGAAGCUGAGGCUGCAGUAGCGGUGAUGGGGUCUGGUGGUAAACGAUUUGUGGUGGAAGAUGUGAAGCUUAGCUGGGUAACUGGGUCUGGGACAUCUGUUUGUGCAACCAUGAAGGUCCUUGAUGAUGAACAAAGAGGAUCCCAACUGUCUGUAGGCGACUACGCAUGCGUACGGUCUCUUCAUUUUUCUUCCACUGUAAGCACCGAGGAUGAUUCCUCUGGCAGUGAUCACAACAUCCUUCUCCACGCACGUGUCGCGCGCGUGAUAGAAAACAGAGAGUCCAAAGUUUAUACCCUACAACUUGUUGAGCCUUCAAGUUCCUUAUCAGCGGACAUCAUCAACAAUGACACGCGCCUGUACGAAAUCGAGUGCAUUCCUCAGGACCAGCGGUAUCGUGUAAUGAUUCAAGCAGUCAAAGACCUGUAUAAAGUCUCCGAUGARAUUCGCUCUGUUAUCCUUCAUCAGGACCURUUAUCUAAGCCACACAAGACAAACAUGUCUACACUUAAAGGCUUCCCUCUGGAYAUUGAUCAGGCUGAAGCAGUUAAAGCUGCUCUGAGCUUACCGCUGACCGUUAUUCAUGGACAACCAGGGACGGGUAAGACGUGGACAGCUGUAGCCAUCAUCUGUCAUUACAUCAACAGGAACUGGCAAGCUCAGGAUGGGCAAGUCUUGGUUUGUGCUCCGACUAAUAAAGCACUUGAUGUCCUUGCAAAAAUGCUGGUCAAAGUUCCUUCGGUGAAAAUCUUGCGAGUCUACUCUAGACAAGUGGAAUCAGAAGCCCUGAGCAAGUCCCAAGACUCUGACGAGCCCACUGUCAUACCGGAAUGCGAACCUGUCGCCCUGCACAUGCGCGUUCGUUCAGCCGACAACCCGAACGCCAACGCGUUGAUAUUUUGCGCUAAAGAAGUCGAACAGCUGAAAGAAAAAAUCGACGAAUCCAAGAAAAAAGGCAAAGAUUGUGGCGAGCUUGUUAAAAAGUUGAUUAGUAGGAAACUAAAGUACAACGCGAUUUUAGAAACUGCGGAACGGUACGAAUUUACCGAGAACUCAAUUCACGUCAUUCUCUGCACAUGCGUAGAAGCUGGGAGCCCACGCAUGCGCAAAUUUGCUCGAGUUACGCAGUGCAUCGUGGAUGAAAGCAAUAUGUGCCUGGAUGCUGAGCUCUUAGUGCCGUUAGUCACUGCUGGUCAGCAGUGUAAUCACGUGGUCAUAAUUGGUGAUCAUAAGGAACUCGUUCCAGUUCUUCGGAGUAAGUCGGCGAAGAAGUUGGGUCUCGGGAGAUCUUUGUUUGAAUCUCUUUGUGAACAUUACGAAGGAAAGAAGUAUACUUGCUGUUUGCUGAGGAUGCAGUUCCGUAUGCAUCCAAGCAUCCGCAUCUUCAGCUCAGAGUACUUCUACAAUAGCAAACCAGUCUUCGACGCGCCAGAAAUCACUGACUCCCUCAUCAGGAUGGAUGGGUUCUGGCCCAAUAAACAUGACGUGCGUCAUGUGUUCUGUCACGUGACUGGUAAAGAGCACAUGGUCACGUGCUUAUCUCUUGGAGACGAUCGAGAAGAAUGCCGGUUUAACCCUGUAGAAGUCGAUAAAAUUGUUUCCCUGGUGGGAAGACUUGCUUCACACGGCAUCAAGAGGAAGUACAUCUCCAUAAUCUCACCCUUCGCCUCCCAACGAGCGAAGAUCAAAGAUGCCCUGAAACGACAAACCAAAAUGGAGGAAAUACAGAUCACUUCACCAAUGGAUUCUCAAGGAAGUGAAAACGCUUUCGUAAUCAUCUCGACCGURCGCAGCAAGACACGUGACCAAAACGCAUAUUCCGAACAUUCUGGAAAGAUUGGUUGCCUAGGAGACGCGCAUCAAAUAAACGUCGCACUUACUCGGGCCCGACUUGGCCUCAUUAUCUUAGGUGAUCAAGACUUUCUUCGUUCAAUCUCCUUAUGGAACAAGCUUCUCAGUGAAUAUAAGUCACGUGACUGCCUUGUCGAUGGACGCUCGUGGCCGUAAAAGACUGGGCGCCAUCAACACCGGUUAUCAAUGUAAAUAUGAAUAUAUAUAUUAAACGUACAAGCUUAAGGCUUCUAAUAUAA
Messenger RNA from Actinia tenebrosa (Australian red waratah sea anemone), 9250 nucleotides. RefSeq names its product 3'-5' exoribonuclease HELZ2. NCBI's taxonomy places the organism in Eukaryota, Metazoa, Cnidaria, Anthozoa, Actiniaria, Actiniidae. Gene Ontology annotation, cellular component: nuclear body. Gene Ontology annotation, molecular function: RNA binding; ATP hydrolysis activity; 5'-3' RNA helicase activity. The record is from RefSeq and is a predicted model, not a curated record. Gene Ontology annotation, biological process: termination of RNA polymerase II transcription.